Messenger RNA from Erigeron canadensis, 2106 nucleotides. RefSeq names its product ethylene-responsive transcription factor RAP2-7-like. The record is from RefSeq and is a predicted model, not a curated record. Gene Ontology annotation, molecular function: DNA-binding transcription factor activity; DNA binding. Gene Ontology annotation, biological process: regulation of DNA-templated transcription. The transcript is spliced from 9 exons. Bases 451 to 1749 code for a protein of 432 amino acids. NCBI's taxonomy places the organism in Eukaryota, Viridiplantae, Streptophyta, Magnoliopsida, Asterales, Asteraceae.
AGAGGAAUAGAAUACAAAUCACGUGUUUCUUAUUUCUCAUAAAAAAUUUAACCAGCUGUUCUCUUGUUCUUCGCCAAAUUCCUUUACAACCUGACAACGGCGUCGUUUCUAUAAUCCUCACUGCAACAUAAACUACCAUACCCCCACCCCCACCCCUUCUCUCUCUUGUCUGCAGCUAUUUGUACACACACAUACACAAAACGUGAGUAGCAAAUCAGUUAGUAGAUUAUUGUUUGUUACAUAUCAUCCGAAAUAUUCGGUGCUUCUAUAUAUGUACUUCAUUACAUUUCCCCUCCAUUUUCUCUCUCUAUAUAUAUCUCUAUCUCCAUCUCACACAGUUUCACCUUUAACUGUGUGUAGCUUCAUUCAAUCAGAAACUAACUGAAAUGAUAUAACUGGCUAUAUAAUCUAUAAUACAAAUAGAUAUAGUGUGUGUAUAUAUACAUAUAUAUGAAUCAAGGAUUGAAGAUGUUAGAUCUUAACGUUCAUUUAACGGUUACUAAUACUAAUUUCGAGACUAAUGAUCGUCAAUCGGAGAUUCAUUCCGCUACUUCUUUUUCCUCCGACGUACUCAACGCCGAUGAUGUGGAGCUCGAAACGCGGUCGUUUUGUAUUGAUAUCAUAAAUGAAGCAGGUGAGUCCAAGCAGAAUUCGCAACUAUCGCCGGUAGGUUUGGUUACUAGGCAGUUUUUUCCGGUUGCCGGUUUUGUGGAGUUGGAGGAUCGGUUGAUAACAUCGCCGCCGUUAGCGAAAUCAUUCAUUGGAACGGAUUGGCUGAAUCUCAAGGUUCCGGAAUUUGCGUCAGUGCCUGUUCAAAACACGCAAGUGGUGCCGCAGAAGGCAAAGAGGAACCGCCGUGGACCGCCGUCUAGAAGCUCACAGUACCGUGGAGUGACGUUUUAUCGUCGGACUGGCCGCUGGGAAUCACAUAUCUGGGAUUGCGGUAAACAACUAUAUCUAGGUGGAUUUGACACAGCUCAUACUGCAGCUAGAGCCUAUGAUCGGGCUGCAAUCAAGUUUCGAGGACCUGAUGCUGAUAUCAAUUUCAAUGUAAGCGACUAUGAGGAAGACAUGAUCCAGAUGAAGAACUUGUCAAAAGAAGAAUUCAUUCAUAUACUGCGUCGACAGAGUAAUGGAUUCUCACGUGGCAGUUCAAAAUACCAAAGAGUAACGCAUCACAAAUGUGGUAGAUGGGAGACUCGCAUGGGUCAGCUCCUUGGGAAAAAGGCUUAUGAUAAAGCUGCCAUUAUAUGUAAUGGAAGGGAAGUUGUCACCAACUUUGAGCCAAGCACUUAUGGAUUGGAUAUGAGUUUCGAAGGAAGGAGUGAAGAAAGUGGUCACAAUCUUGAUCUCAACCUAUGGGUUUCUUCCAUUAUAGAUGGCCCAAAGAGAAAUCAUGUCAACUUUGACAUGGGUUUUACCACUCAUAAAUUGCCAUCUGGGAAAAGACCAAAGGUUGGAGGCUUUGCUCAUGGUUCAGUGGGUGCAGAAUCUUACCAUGACCCAACAGUCGUACCCCAGCACUUUCCAUCCCGGCCUAUUAUGUAUUCCAGUCAUACCACAAAUUAUGAGGAAACGAUGACAGGAAUGGGAUCUUCAAUGGCUGUUCCUUCAGCAGGAGUCUCAAACACAGCAUGGCAAAUGCAGGUGGCUACUGCUGAUCAUGUGGGUGUGUCCAUUCCCAUUGCCUCUACUGCAGCAUCAUCAGGAUUCUCUUCUGUUACCAAGUUUACAGACCACCUUUUUUAGAACACAAACACAGACAAUGACUUCUUUCCGCGAUCCCUUCAAUCCAAUGCCGAGUGGUACUUAUUCCCAAUACCAAACCUACCAAUCUGUCUAAAGUUUGUUCUAUAUACAAGUAGAAGUGUAGAUCUUUAUUUUUCUUUGAUGGUAGCUUGCAUAAACUCUAAUAGUCUAGUAUUCAUUUUAUGCUUCCGUAUACAUCACAUAAAAGUUCCUGGUUCCACUAUAAUACAAUGCAACAUGAGGUCUCAGGUAUUAUUUCCAUCGAAUGCUAUAUGUUUCUUCCUGUAUGUAAACAAAUAUGCAUAUGCUGCAUUUUUUUUUUAGUUCAGUCCAACUUCAGAAUAUAAGUUGAUGUUA